UCGUCACCCGUUUCACGAACCGUCCUCUCUGGCCAAAUUCGGCAUUUUUUUCAAUUUUUAUUUUUUUGCAUUUUUUUCAUGUACUAAUAAAUACCUACAUUUUGUGAAAAUUUCCGAGUCUAACAUUGCGCGGUUACGUAAUAACGACGUCAUCGUAAAGCGUCCUCUUGCAAUAAAUUGGAUAUUUCUGUACCACGAACCGUCCUCUCUCGCGCUCGCGCGCUCAGGACACUUCGUGGUGAAGAAUUUGACGUAAAUUGAUCCGUCUGCUGCACCACGAAGCGGCCGCUUCCCUGGAAAGUUUGCCCGGAUCCAAUUAUUUCAUGUGGCUGUGCAACUUAGAGAAGGAGAUAUCUAAAACAAAGCAGGUAUGCCAAGACCAAAGAAGAGCAAAGGGAAAAGUGGAUCAAGACCGGAUAAAGGCUAUGAUGUUUUGGUGCAAUGGCAUUUGAAUGGUGCAAACAACAUUGUUCAUUCACCACUCCUUCAGUGGACAGGGAAGAUGACAAAAGGGAAAGAGGUGAUCAUGGACUAUGAAGGGACUCUGUGGCAAGGAAUCGUUCUCGAUUCAGAAUAUCUUGAAGAUUCAGAAUCGUCUGAUGAGGAAUUUGACAUCCCCCUGGCACGACUUUCUGACAAAUAUGCAGAAGCAAAACUUGGUCCUCUACCCGUAUCAUCGCCAUCACUUCCUGAAGAUUCAACAGGAUGUGGAUCUGGAUUGCCUGAACCAAUAUCCAUCGCAAGUGACCAGAUAACACAGUCUGAUGAGGAAUUUGACAUCCCCCUGGCACGACUUUCUGACAAAUAUGCAGAAGCAAAACUUGGUCCUCUACCCGUAUCAUCGCCAUCACUUCCUGAAGAUUCAACAGGAUGUGGAUCUGGAUUGCCUGAACCAAUAUCCAUCGCAAGUGACCAGAUAACACAGUCUGACAGCCAUGCAGAUUCUCCGCUCCAUCCAAACAUGCAGUGUGGUCAGAGAAAUCCUGAAACAUGUGACAAUUUCAUGUGUACUGAUGAAGUUUGGGCAGCGUGUCCAGAGUGCUUGUGUUUCUUAUGCUUCCUUCAUUUUAACUUACGUGAUGAUUGCCUUUGUCAUAAUCUUGCAUUCAAUCUCAGUGAAAUUCCACUUGACAUCAGUUCAAGUGCAUCACAGUACCAAGGGCUCACCAACGAAGAAGAAAGGAACAAUGAAGACGAGGUUAUGCCGUUAAUGGAAUCAAGAAGAGGAAACUUUGAAAACCAAGCCUCAUUGGAUACAAGAGUUGAAGAGAACGGAGAUCAGGUACUGAUGGCGACUCUGGAAUCAAAACAAUCCGAUGCGACCGACUCAUUAGAUAUUCCAGAGCAUCUUGAAGAAGCUAGCCUUCCCCAGGAAUCAGCUGAUAAUAGUCAACUGUCUCCUGAAUCAUUUCAAGUAGAUGGGGAAAGAGCAUUGGAAGUGCCAGAGCAGCCAAAGACGGUGAAGAGUAGAAAUCAAUUAGUCAAAGAACGGAGAAAUGCUGGUUACAGCUAUGAGAGUGAAAAGAGUAAGGAACUAAAAGCGGCGAGGAGAUUUGCUAGCUACGAAACCUCAUGUGAAAAGUGUCAUUUCAGAGGACUUAGUUGCAACACAUUUAGUUGCAACACUCGUGAAGCUAUUAGAUCAGCUUUUUAUGACCUUGCUGAUCUGACAAAGCAGAGAGAAUGGAUUGGACGGCACACCGAACAGAUUCAAGAAAAGAAGUCAAGAAAGAUCAGAAAAUGUGCGUAUUUCCUGCCAAUGCAGGUGAUCCAUGCAUUAAAGUUCGUGUAUGCAAAGCGAUGUUCGUGGGAACAUUAG
This is a messenger RNA of Strongylocentrotus purpuratus (purple sea urchin), 1819 nucleotides long. RefSeq lists its product as uncharacterized. The transcript has 6 exons. Bases 371 to 1819 code for a protein of 482 amino acids. Lineage: Eukaryota; Metazoa; Echinodermata; Echinoidea; Camarodonta; Strongylocentrotidae. The record is from RefSeq and is a predicted model, not a curated record.